AUGACAACUAAGAUUACACUCGAACAAGCCAAUCCCACAUGGCUUUUCCCAGUCAUUGCUGACAUUGUCGCAUCUGGCUCUGGGGCUAUAGUGGCCAAUGUUCUUCCCAACGAUCAACACGCUAUCUGGACUGUUGUAACCAGUUAUAUUCUCUGGGGAACGAGUGUACCUAUGGUAUUUCUUAUACUGGCUACGUACUGCAAUCGACUCAUGAUCCACGAUGUCCUCCCAAGUCAAGCUGCUGUGACAUCUUUCAUCGCUAUCGGACCUCUCGGCCAAGGCGCAGCAGCCAUUCAACUCCUUGGAAAAGUCGCUCUACAGAUCUUUGAGAGGAACGAUUUCAUCCCCGUGGCGCCCAUCGCAGGACAAUUCUUUUAUCUUAGUGGCAUUCUCACAGCCCUCAUAAUGUGGGGGUUCGCCAUCUCAUGGUUAUUCUUCGCCCUUGCCACCAUCGCCAGGCGCGAAUUGAAGUUCAGUAUUUCCUGGUGGGCGCUUACUUUCCCUCUUGGAGUCUUUACUGUUUCAACCACGACUUUGGCGCAAGAGCUUCCUUCGCAAUUUUUCAAGGUUCUUGGAACCAUAUUCUCGGUUGUUGAGACUUUGCUAUGGAUCAUGGUGGCUUGUAUGACUAUACGGGCAACUUUGAACGGUAAAAUCUUUCAGUCGCGCCCGGUCGAGGGGUGGGAGAAAAAACGAAUGAAAAAAACUGGUGACGUUGAGAAGGUUGAAGAUUCUCCAGCUUAG
Molecule: messenger RNA, 744 nt
Organism: Fusarium poae
Lineage: Eukaryota; Fungi; Ascomycota; Sordariomycetes; Hypocreales; Nectriaceae
Exons: 1
Coding region: 1-744 (247 amino acids)
Biological process (GO): sulfite transmembrane transport; transmembrane transport
Cellular component (GO): plasma membrane
Molecular function (GO): sulfite transmembrane transporter activity
Source: RefSeq, a predicted model, not a curated record